This is a messenger RNA of Gryllus bimaculatus (two-spotted cricket), 555 nucleotides long. NCBI's taxonomy places the organism in Eukaryota, Metazoa, Arthropoda, Insecta, Orthoptera, Gryllidae. The record is from the annotation of a GenBank genome assembly.
AUGGAGGGGAGUGGUGGUAGUGGUGGUGGAGAUGGUGAAGGGGCUGCAGGAGAUGGCACACGCCGACGUGGUCGAGGUGGGCGGUGGCGGAGGCAGCGGGUGGGUGCGGCGGAGGCGGAGAAGGCUGACGCCGAGCGUGCGGUGCGUGGCGCAGGGCUGAAGGCGCUGAAGCGGCUGGACUUGGAGAUGAACCGGCUGACGGUGCUGGGCGAGCGCGCCUUCGCCGAGCUACCGGCGCUCGAGGAGCUGGUUCUGGACGAGAACGAGCUGCAGCUGGUCGACCCGCGCGCGCUCUGGGGGCUGCAGCGCCUGCGGAGGCUCUCGCUCGCAGGCAACCGCCUGCGCGCGCUGCCGCCCGACGUGCUGGUGCCCGCGCCGCGCCUGCGCGCCCUCGACCUGCGCGACAACGCCCUGGCGUCGCUGCCCGCCGCCGCCGCCCGCCCGCUCCUCCCGGCGCUGCGCGGCGCCCCGGCCGAGGGCGACGGCGUCCAGCACGCGGCUCUGCACCUCGACGAUCCUGAGUACCACAAUUCCAAAGUUAAAUAUAAACCUUAA